AUGUCUCAGUAUGAAAACGAGUCAAAGCCUGAUCCAGCUGGCACAACCAGUGCCAUGCUGGAAUUGACAGCAGGAGCAACCCAGGACUUUACCCCGGUUAAGAGCAUUUGCGCAUUCCUGAACGCCUAUCACGUAUAUGCAGAUGAUACAGCACGUCCACCCGUAGACUCGUAUCACUAUUGUGCUCAUAUCGAGCCAGAAAUGCGCCAAUGCAUCAUUUACGACUCUCCUCGCAUUAAUGCGAGAUUGAUAGGGAUUGAGUACCUGAUCUCUCCGAGACUCUAUCAGACACUUCCUAAGGAAGAGAAAAAACUGUGGCACUCUCAUGCGUAUGAGGUCAAAUCUGGCAUGCUCAUCAUGGCCAAGCCAGGGGUUGUUCCCAACGUCGUAUGGCAAGCGGCGGAAAAUAAAGAAAUGGAAAUGCUCGUGGACUGGUAUGGAAAGACGUAUCAUCUCUGGCAGAUCGAUCUCAAAAAUCUCGUCAGGGAUCGUGACGAAAGAUUCUCUACAAAUACUGGCCAAAAUCGCGCGGCUCGAGCAUACAUCCCAACCCCAAAAAUCGAUCCAGAUGCCGACAACUAG
This is a messenger RNA of Serendipita indica DSM 11827, 582 nucleotides long. NCBI's taxonomy places the organism in Eukaryota, Fungi, Basidiomycota, Agaricomycetes, Sebacinales, Serendipitaceae. The record is from the annotation of a GenBank genome assembly.